Messenger RNA from Peromyscus eremicus (cactus mouse), 1641 nucleotides. RefSeq names its product U2AF homology motif kinase 1 (gene Uhmk1). Gene Ontology annotation, biological process: peptidyl-serine phosphorylation; regulation of protein export from nucleus; positive regulation of translational initiation. The record is from RefSeq and is a predicted model, not a curated record. Gene Ontology annotation, molecular function: protein serine/threonine kinase activity; ribonucleoprotein complex binding; RNA binding. The coding region runs from base 56 to 1315 and encodes 419 amino acids. Gene Ontology annotation, cellular component: nucleus; neuronal ribonucleoprotein granule. The transcript has 9 exons. Lineage: Eukaryota; Metazoa; Chordata; Mammalia; Rodentia; Cricetidae.
GCGGGCCUUCCUGGCGCGUCGUGUCGGCUCGCGUGUCCUCGCCCCAGCCCGCACCAUGGCGGGGUCCGGCUGCGCGUGGGGCGCCGAGCCGCCGCGCUUCCUGGAGGCCUUCGGGCGGCUGUGGCAGGUACAGAGCCGCCUGGGCAGCGGCUCGUCGGCCUCGGUGUAUCGGGUGCGCUGCUGCGGCACCCCGGGCUCGCCCCCCGGAGCCCUCAAGCAGUUCCUGCCUCCGGGAACCACCGGGGCUGCGGCCUCGGCCGCGGAGUAUGGUUUCCGCAAAGAGAGGGCGGCGCUGGAGCAGUUGCAGGGUCACAGGAACAUCGUGACUUUGUAUGGAGUCUUUACCAUACACUUCUCUCCAAACGUGCCAUCACGCUGUCUGUUGCUUGAACUCCUGGAUGUCAGUGUUUCGGAAUUGCUUUUGUAUUCCAGUCACCAGGGUUGCUCCAUGUGGAUGAUACAGCAUUGUGCCAGAGAUGUUCUGGAGGCCCUUGCUUUCCUUCACCAUGAGGGCUAUGUCCAUGCAGACCUCAAACCACGGAACAUACUGUGGAGUGCAGAGAAUGAGUGCUUUAAGCUGAUUGACUUUGGACUUAGCUUCAAAGAAGGCAAUCAGGAUGUGAAGUAUAUUCAGACAGACGGGUAUCGCGCUCCAGAAGCAGAACUGCAAAACUGCUUGGCCCAGGCUGGCCUGCAGAGUGAUACAGAAUGUACCUCAGCUGUUGAUCUGUGGAGCCUCGGAAUCAUUUUACUGGAAAUGUUCUCAGGAAUGAAACUGAAACAUACAGUCAGAUCUCAGGAAUGGAAGGCAAACAGUUCUGCUAUUAUUGAUCAUAUAUUUGCCAGUAAAGCAGUGGUGAAUGCCGCAAUUCCAGCCUAUCACCUCAGAGACCUUAUCAAAAGCAUGCUUCAUGAUGACCCAAGCAGAAGGAUCCCUGCUGAGAUGGCAUUGUGCAGCCCAUUCUUUAGCAUUCCUUUUGCCCCUCAUAUUGAAGAUCUGGUGAUGCUUCCAACUCCAGUGCUCAGACUCCUCAAUGUGCUGGAUGAUGAUUAUCUUGAAAAUGAAGAUGAAUAUGAAGAUGUUGUAGAAGAUGUCAAAGAGGAGUGUCAGAAAUAUGGACCAGUGGUUUCUCUGCUCGUUCCAAAGGAAAAUCCUGGCAGAGGACAAGUCUUUGUUGAGUAUGCAAACGCUGGUGACUCCAAAGCUGCUCAGAAAUUGCUGACGGGGAGGAUGUUUGACGGAAAGUUUGUUGUGGCUACAUUCUACCCGCUGAGUGCCUACAAGAGGGGAUACCUGUAUCAAACCUUGCUUUAGUCGGUCACCCAAGGACUAUUUCCUGUUUCUCCUCUUCCGUUUCUCGGAUUAGUAUAUUCCACAGCUGAAUGCAGGAGCACCCCUUUACCCAUUUUAAAGGACGUCUGUUUUCUUGCUGAUACCAGAGGACUUUAUCUCCACCUCCCUAUAAAGUGUGAGCACUGUGUUUCAGCGAGCUGCAUUGCGGACUUCUGCUGAAAACUUCUGUAAACACAAUUGCCUUGUUCAGUUUUGUUGUAAACUGACUCACCAUGCGAUGCACUGUUGUUGAUAGCUUCCUGAUGUGUGGUGGAUAAGAGUGAUAAAAUAAAGCUUACAAAGAAAAA